UCUCUUGACCUCUUACCACCAUCAACUCGCACACUCAACUCUAGUUGUGUACUAUUCUUCCUCAACUUGUUCUGUAUAAUCUUGUAUCAUCAUGAGCGGAAAGGGAAAAUCUGGCAAAUCUUCUGGUGGCAAAGCUGGCGGUGAAGCUGGCAAGAGUACAUCGCGUUCGGCCAAGGCGGGUCUCCAGUUCCCUGUUGGUCGUGUGCACAGGUUGUUGAAAAAAGGAAACUAUGCUCAACGUGUCGGUGCUGGUGCUCCUGUUUAUCUCGCGGCGGUGUUAGAGUACCUCGCCGCCGAAAUUCUGGAGCUUGCUGGCAAUGCUGCACGAGAUAACAAGAAGCAACGUAUUGUUCCUCGACAUCUUCAGCUGGCGAUCAGGAAUGAUGAGGAAUUGAACAAACUCAUGGGUGACGUUGUUAUCUCACAAGGCGGUGUUGUGCCCCAUAUCGAGUCAUCGCUACUGCCCUCCAAGUCUGGCAAGGGCAAGAAGGAGGGCGAAACAGAGGUGUAAACACCUCCCUCUGAUGUAUCAGGCGCUCAUAUUUAUCAUUUAAUCACCAUCUGGACCUGUAAUGUAUACACAGCGAAUCCGCCGUGUGGUUUCGCAUGGUGAACUAUGAAACAUCCUACA
Molecule: messenger RNA, 631 nt
Organism: Marasmius oreades (fairy-ring Marasmius)
Lineage: Eukaryota; Fungi; Basidiomycota; Agaricomycetes; Agaricales; Marasmiaceae
Exons: 6
Coding region: 92-511 (139 amino acids)
Cellular component (GO): nucleosome
Molecular function (GO): protein heterodimerization activity; structural constituent of chromatin; DNA binding
Source: RefSeq, a predicted model, not a curated record